Molecule: messenger RNA, 1785 nt
Organism: Brassica napus (rape)
Lineage: Eukaryota; Viridiplantae; Streptophyta; Magnoliopsida; Brassicales; Brassicaceae
Exons: 2
Coding region: 1-1785 (594 amino acids)
Source: RefSeq, a predicted model, not a curated record
AUGACUUCAAGAAAGAGAUCCUCUAAGAAAAAGACUUCCCCUCAAUCAUCUUCUGGAAAUCCUUGUACCAAUGAGGAGAUUGUUCCCCAAGAGAAAUUCGAGGUCGAUCAAGAAGAGAAGGAAGCGUACUGGGACGCUUUAUGCGGUUCGAUAACUCCUCCGCCCAAAGUUUUCUUCCCCACAAGACCCGCGACGCAGUUUGAUCUUACCCUUCCGAGCAGGACCUCUCCCGCCUAUCUUAAGACCCUUCGGGAGUUUUACAUAGUCCCGAGCGGGGUUGUGUUUCGAGUCCUGGUGCAUGGGGUGAGUGCAGAUGAUCCCCCGGAGGGAUUCUUGACAUGCUACGAAGCUUUCCUGACAUGUUGUCGCAUGUGGUUCCCGAUUCCUGAGGCCAUCGUCUACGCACUCGACCAUUUUGAGCUGUCGAUCAGUCAGAUAAACGUUGCGGCGUUGCAGAACUUUCUUGGUGUGUUGAUCCUGAGCUACGAGCUCGGAAUGGACCUCAGCCCCAACGACUUUGAAGGUCUAUGGUCGACACGAAUGACCUCGAUUGACUACUCAUAUCGUAUGGCUCCUAAGAGACAUAUGUCGAUAAUCCAGGGGCAUACUUCAAAUGCCAAGGGAUGGUUCGAGCGUUUUUUCUAUGUUCGAAUUGAUGGUGCAUCCGUCGAGGAGAACUGUCUCCCCUUGUUCCGUGGCAAAUGGAACUUUCAUCGUUGUACGAUGGUUGGAAAUUUGGUUCGUAUAGAUACUCGGAGGUAUGUAACGCAUUUUUUUUUUGCAGCAAACAGUAUCCUCCCCGCGAUCCCCAGGGACCUGUUUGCUAAGCUCGAUCUUCUCCGCAACGGUCCGUUCUUUUGGGAUUCCUUCACCCUAGACAGGAUCCGGAAUGCAGUGGCGCUCUACCGAUCGCGUGGCAUCUUCCGACCUUUACAUGCAUCGGAUAUGGAUGAGCCACACCCCGGCGCUUUUCCCUAUCAUAGGGAGAGUGUUAGGACUCGAAAGGACAAGAAAAUCGCUCUCGAAGACAGAAACUUUGUCUCUGAAGAUCUUCUGCUACCCGGAUGGAACCCGGGUUUCACCCCGGGUGAUGGGAGUGGAACCAGCGAGGCUCCCCUUCCAAAUGACUUCUUUACCAACCUUCCUCCCGGUUUUACUACUCCAGCGUCACUGGAUGAAGCGUCAAGGAGAGAAGCGGUCGCGGAAGGUUCUCGGUUGAUCAACGAGGGAAUGCGGGUCGUUAAUUCAACGCUUGACGAAAGUAACAGAGAGGCGCGUCUUUCGCACUUCAAGGCCGAAGUGAUCGAGAGGAAGUUCAUCCGUUUUCAGAACGAGGUUGCGGAAGGAGAGCGCAGACAGGCUGAGUCCCAUUCCCGAGCUCUCAUUCGUGCGAAGAGGAAAGGUAGGAGGGCGAUUGCUGCUGAGUUAGCGAGGAGAGCUACAUUGUUUGAUGCUGAGUUCAGGAGUUUCAAGGACGCUCAAGACUACGUGGGUGACUUCCGCGAAUGCCGCGGUACGGUUGGUACCCUUUGGAAGUCGCAGAACCCUUAUUUCUCUUUUCUCUUCGAGGUUGCUGAGAAGUCGGGCCUCAUGGAUGGGUGCGCCCAGGCCGAGUCGAUGGUUCCUCCAAUCGAGGGGAGGAUCCGAGAGCUUUGGGAACCCAUCGAGGUUUCGGAGGACACGACGGAAGCGGGAGGCGAUGCUGCGGACGAGGGAGGAAAAGUGGAUCAGCUUGCAGACUCAUUUGGAACCUCGAUUUCCGGGUAUCUUGACCUUGAUCUCUGA